This is a messenger RNA of Juglans regia (Persian walnut), 3404 nucleotides long. RefSeq names its product proline-rich receptor-like protein kinase PERK9. Gene Ontology annotation, molecular function: protein kinase activity; ATP binding. Gene Ontology annotation, biological process: protein phosphorylation. The coding region runs from base 728 to 3103 and encodes 791 amino acids. The transcript has 10 exons. The record is from RefSeq and is a predicted model, not a curated record. Lineage: Eukaryota; Viridiplantae; Streptophyta; Magnoliopsida; Fagales; Juglandaceae.
GAGACCCCACAAUCUAUCUCCGUGUUGAACUUGUACCGUCCCUUAUGCAUGCAGGAGAGGGACAGAGAGAGGUUUUGAAGGCUGAAGAUUGACCGCGAAUUAAAGGAAAGAAAAAUGCGGUUAGGAAUUCAAUAGCUGAAGAAAUAAUAGAGUUGUGACAUUCUGGAAAGAAAGGUGAGGUUUUUGGUGUUUCUUCGUCUUUCUAGACAAUUCAAACGGAACGGAAGUUGCUACAUUUGCUCCCUUAAUUUUCGUUAUUUCGUGUGUUCAUGGAUAAACUUUAGGUGUAGGUAUAAUCAUUUUUUUCUUCUUCUUCUCUCUCUCUCUUUUUAAGUUAAAUCAGUUCAUUACGAUCAUUUUUUAUAGAAUAUCGUUAACUUUUUUGAGUUCAUUGAUCUACUUGACGAUCUGGAUUUUGCUUUUGGAAGUAAUAGGCCGUCUGGGUUUGCUUUUAGAAGUGAUUGGUAAUCGGACUUAUGCUCAAAACCUAGCCAGACUGUUAGGUUUUGCUGUAGACGAGGUUUAUGAACUGAGAGUGGAGAGUGCGUGGCCUUUGGGGUCUGGUUGGUAAAAGUUUGGUGAUUUGAAAAUUUCUUCAAGUUAUGAAACUCGGGUUUGGCGUAAGAUUGGAAAUUAAUCGCUGAGGUUGGAUUAAAGUUUAGCUUUUGAGUGAGAAUUGAGUGGAUUUUGUGAAUUCAUGAACGAUUUCGAUAUACGAAAGAUUUAGAUGGCAAGCACGGCGCCAUCUCCGGAUUCAUCUCCCUCUACCGUGCCACCACCUUCGACCACUAUAUCUCCUUCAACCAGUUCUCCACCGCCCCCCACCACUUCGUCACCACCUUCGACCACUAUAUCUCCUUCAACCAGUUCUCCACCGCCCCCCACCACUUUGUCACCACCACAAUCAUCCUCCAGCACUAGUCCACCCCCACAAACUGCUUCUCCUCCAGUCCCCUCUACAACUUCCCCACCUUCUCAGACCGGUGCUGAUCCACCGGACCCUAACCCUUCAACUUCACCCCCUCCGCCCACAGCACCAAAUAUCGUUAACUUUUUUGAGUUCAUUGAUCUACUUGACGAUCUGGAUUUUGCUUUUGGAAGUAAUAGGCCGUCUGGGUUUGCUUUUAGAAGUGAUUGCUACCUUCAUCCGGACCGUUGGCACGGUCACCCAUUCUUCAGCCUCAGCCCACGGCACCGCACACGCCAUUUACCACCCCCAGCUUCUGGAACUUCACCCCCAUUGGCACCUACAUCACCUCCUCCUCAAUCUGAUGCACCUACGUCACCACCCCCAUCUUCUGAGACUUCACCUCCAUUGGCACCUAAAAUAUCACCUCCUCCUCCACCUCCAUCAAGUCCCACUUCUCCACCACCACCAACACCAUCAAGUCCUCCAAAAAGUUCUCCUCCACCACCUGCAGACCCUAGCCCCCCAAUCUCACCUCCUCCUCCAUCAGCACCACCGGUGAAGUCGCCUCCACCACCAUCAAAGCCCCCUCAAAAUCCACCACCACCACCACCACCAUCCAAGCCACCCAAAAAUUCACCUCCACCACCAGCAUCAGGACCCUCGGGUAAUGCACCUCCACCGCCUGGGCUUACUCCUCCUCCACCCGUUUCUGAUCAAACUCCACCUUCAAGUUCUCCUCCAAAAUCAUCACCCCUUCCACCCAUGGCGCCACCUCCUCCUGCAUAUGUUUCUUCCCCAUCUCCUGGUAACAAUCCAAUCCCACCAUCAAAUGAUCCAGAGACCAACGGUACUAGUCCUAAUGGAGUCGAAAAAUCAAACUCCACCAGUAGUGGAAGCAUUGGUACCAUUCGUAUAGUGGCUAUUGGCGUAGCAGCGGGAAUCAUAGUUCUUAGUCUCAUUGGAGUGGCUGUCUGGUGCAUGAGGAAGAAAAGAAAACAAUAUUCCGGACUUGGCGGCUAUAUCGUGCCAUCCCCUCUGGUCUUCUCUGCAAAAUCAGAUUCAUCCAUUACAAAGACACAUUCUUCAGCUCCCCUUGUACAAAGUGGUUCAAGCAGUCAUUUUGUGUAUUCUCCCCCAGAACCAGGUGGAUUGGGCAAUUCAAGGUUAUGGUUUACAUAUGAAGAACUAUUCAAGGCCACAAAUGGGUUUUCAAAUCAGAAUCUACUGGGUGAAGGUGGAUUUGGUUCUGUGUAUAAGGGAUACCUACCAGACGAGAGGGAGGUAGCAGUAAAGCAGCUAAAAAUUGGUGGGGGACAGGGUGAGCGAGAAUUUAAGGCUGAAGUUGAGACUAUCAGUCGCAUACACCACCGUCAUUUGGUUUCAUUAGUCGGCUACUGCAUUUCUGAGAAUCGAAGACUGCUUGUCUAUGACUAUGUUCCAAACAAUACCCUUUAUUUCCAUCUUCAUGAUGAAGGCAGGCUGGCUCUGGACUGGGCAACACGUGUUAAGGUUGCUGCUGGUGCAGCUCGUGGAAUUGCAUAUCUCCAUGAGGACUGUCAUCCUCGAAUUAUUCACAGGGAUAUUAAGUCAUCAAAUAUUCUUUUAGAUAACAACUUUGAAGCUCGGGUUUCAGACUUUGGGCUUGCCAAAUUAGCUCUUGAUGCAGACACACACAUAACCACCCGUGUCAUGGGAACUUUUGGAUAUAUGGCCCCUGAAUAUGCAUCAAGUGGAAAACUGACCGAUAAAUCUGAUGUAUACUCCUUUGGAGUUGUGCUGCUGGAACUCAUUACUGGAAGGAAGCCUGUGGACACAGCGCAACCCUUGGGAGAUGAGAGUCUAGUUGAAUGGGCCCGACCUUUGCUAAGUCAUGCACUUGACAAUGAAGAAUUUACAGAUUUGGCAGAUCCAAGGCUCAACAUGAACUAUGUUGAGAGUGAAAUGUUCCAUAUGAUUGAGGUAGCUGCUGCUUGUGUACGACAUUCAGCUAUCAAGAGGCCGCGAAUGGGACAGGUGGUUAGAGCCUUUGAUGGUUUAGCUACUUCCGAUCUAACCAACGGAAUGAGAGUGGGGGAAAGUGAGGUAUUUAACUCUGCACAACAGUCUGCAGAAAUUAGAUUGUUCCAAAGAAUGGCAUUUGGUAGUCAAAAUUACAGUACAGAUUUUUUUAGCCAAAGUAGCCUGGAUAGUUAAAGAGGAUGUGGUAAAUAUUGUGAGAGAUUAUAGAAUUAAACCAGGAGGGCUUGCCAAGCCGGGUUGGAGCCUUGUUCAAGUUUAUUUAAUUGGAGUCUGGCUCAACCAAGAGUGUACUUAUCGCCCAUCAAUCAAUAGACAUCAUCAGCUGUAGAGACUGAAACCCCUUGAUUCUUGAAGCUCGGUUCUUUUUUAGCUCCAAUACGUAUGGGGCUUUUGUACUUCUGUAUUUUUUGUAUAAUCAAAGAUGAAAAUCUGUUUCCACAGAUAGUGUUAAUGAAGCUAUUUUUCAGUUUUGUCA